Messenger RNA from Lethenteron reissneri (Far Eastern brook lamprey), 3420 nucleotides. Its product is annotated as GMP reductase 2-like. The record is from RefSeq and is a predicted model, not a curated record. Gene Ontology annotation, biological process: nucleotide metabolic process. Gene Ontology annotation, molecular function: GMP reductase activity. NCBI's taxonomy places the organism in Eukaryota, Metazoa, Chordata, Hyperoartia, Petromyzontiformes, Petromyzontidae. Gene Ontology annotation, cellular component: GMP reductase complex.
GGCUGAACCUGGACGCCUGUCGUCCCUAAAUAUAACCUUGACGAGGGUACUGGAGUAGGAGGCUGGGUUGGGAACGGAUACAGAGAGCCCGGAGACAGCGAGAAACACCCAGACACCCGGCUACUCACAUUGACUAGCACGGAGAGGCAGAGAUCCGCACACACUCAACUCUACAGCUGCGCUGACAUGCGCACAGCUCUGCAGAGAAAGAGGCAACGCAGCAUAUAAAUCUCAGCACCAUUCACACCCAACCACGCGCACACCCAGGUGCUGACAUCCACUCUCACGGGGCACCGAGAGACAAACGCAUCCAUACACAGCCUCACACUCACACAGAUACACAGAUACACACAUACGCUCACCCACUCACCCACCUACUUAAAUUAGCACACACACACAUAUCAUAUCCAUAAAUACAAUUCACCCACACACACCCAUAUUACCCACCCAAUCACACUGAGACACACUCCCACCUACGCAACCACGCACACCUCCAUUCACUCACCAACACACAUCCACUUACACAGCCAGUCACAUUCAUACCUACACCCACACACACACAGAUUCACACACACACACACCUACACAGCCACACACAUACACAUCCUCGCAGCCUCACUGAGACCGACGCAGCCAGCAUGCCGCGUGUGGAUGCAGACCUGAAACUCGACUUCAAGGAUGUUCUCUUCAGACCCAAGCGGAGCAGCCUCAAGAGCCGCUCAGAGGUGGACUUGACGCGCACGUUCACGUUCCGGAACUCGCAGCGCACCUACCAUGGCAUCCCAAUCAUCGCCGCCAACAUGGACACCGUGGGCACCUUCGAGAUGGCUCGCGCCUUCAGCAAGCACACGAUGUUCACCGCGAUACACAAGCACUACAGCGUGGACGAGUGGCGAGACUUUGCCAACAAAAACCCAGAGUGCUUGGAGCACAUAGCGGCGAGCUCGGGGAGCGGCCCAAGCGACAUGGAGCGGCUGGCGGCCGUGCUGGACGCCGUGCCGGCCGUGCGCUACAUCUGCCUGGACGUGGCCAACGGCUACUCGGAGCACUUUGUGGAGUUCGUGCGCAGCGUGCGAGAGCGCUUCCCCAAGCACACCAUCAUGGCAGGGAACGUGGUGACGGGGGAGAUGGUGGAGGAGCUGAUCCUGACAGGGGCUGAUAUCAUCAAAGUGGGGAUCGGACCAGGCUCGGUGUGCACGACGCGGCGCAAGACCGGCGUGGGCUACCCGCAGCUGAGCGCCGUCAUCGAGUGCGGGGACGCGGCACACGGCCUCAAGGGACACAUCAUCUCGGACGGAGGUUGCACGUGUCCCGGAGACGUCGCCAAGGCGUUCGGCGCGGGCGCGGACUUCGUGAUGCUGGGCGGCAUGCUGUCGGGACACGACCAGUGCGGUGGGGAGACCCUGGAGCGCGAUGGCAAGAAGGUGAAACUCUUCUACGGGAUGAGCUCCGACAUGGCCAUGAAGAAGUACUCGGGAGGAGUGGCGGAGUAUCGCGCGUCCGAGGGCAAAGCCGUGGAGGUCGAGUACCGCGGCGACGCGGAACACACCAUCCGCGACAUCCUCGGGGGCCUGCGCUCCACCUGCACCUACGUGGGAGCCGCCAAGCUCAAGGAGCUGAGCCGACGCACCACCUUCAUCCGCGUCACGCAGCAGCUCAACAGCAUGUUCAGCUGAGCCACCGCGCCCGCCACCCGGGGCGUCGGCCGCAUGCGAAGAGUUGGGACGUCGGAUUAUUUAAGCCGUCGACUAUUCCGCCGGUUGUCGGUUCGAUCGCUCGAACAAAUCGGUGAGAGAGAGAGAGCGCGAAAGACGGCUGAGAAGCAAAUGUCCCACCUCUGCUAACCCGUCAUGCCGCCAGACGGGAGGUUGUGGCCUUUGGCAUCAUGAGCUCACGUGCCCAGGAAACAUGGAACGUUGAGACAAAUUCGGCCCUACGUCAAUCCAACGGUUGCAACCACUGGUGAACGUUGACCCGACGUUGCAUGUUUACUGGGUCGUGGCGGGUGUGGCGUGUCGGGAGUUUGCGACCUCUGGGCAGGAUGUUGUGGGGGCACUUGCCAUUUGGAAAGGAGCCCCGAGCAAAAUACCACAAACUUAAUUCAGUUGGUUAUACAUUUUCAUCGAUUCAUCGAAUGGACCGAAUCAUCAUCCCAGCUCUACUAAUCCCCCCAUCCCCCACGCCUGAACCUCCUCUCCCCACACAGACCCCUGCUCGUCAAGGUGCCCCAGUGGCGCCAGUAGCUGUGGACUCGCUUGCCAUUGCGGAUUGUAGUUGUGCCUCUUGUAACACGGAAGAAAAUCAAACGGUUCAGUGUUAUAACCUUUACGGCUGGCCAUGUAACCGACGCACCCACCCACCCGGCGACUCGGUGCAUUGUCACGAUGCAUGGGCGUGAUUUGAAUCAACAAUCGAUUUUUUUUGUCUCGUUUUUACCGUCUCGUUUGUAUUAUCUCGUUUUCUUUUCCAUCCCAUUUCUACAGUUUUGUGCGAUUAACAUUCACAUACAUUUUAAAUAAUCAGUUCUGAUACGCAUGGCUUGAUGAAUGUAUUGCGAUCUGAAUAAUCGAUUGUAAUCGAAGACUUGGCGGAUUGCUACACGCAGAGCACCUACCAAAGCAUUUAGGUAAAAUGAGACAAUUUAAUUUAUUUUCUCCGUGCGAAAGAUUUCACUUGGGGCAGGUGGUUAAUUCCUCCGAAACACUUUUGGUCUUGCCGUGUACUUUAUGUUUUACUUCCUAUCUCUAAUACCUAACGAAGUGACCAUCGCGAUCGAGUCAGAUCACUGAAGCGAUCCAGGUUGAGAGCAUGGCCUAGAUUAGUUCGAUACGUUUGUGUUACCCACGCUCUAAGGCGGGAUGCCCCGUGCGUCCGUGCGUGUGUUUCCGUCAAAAAGGCAUGCUCAGAAAAAUGAAGAUGUAAAAAUCCCAUGUCCUUUAAAGGUAGGUUUAUUUAAAAUGCAUAUUGUGCCAUAAAAACAAACAAACUGGAAUAAACUAUGACAUUUCAGAGGUUCGGGGAAUUUUUAAUUAUGUCACUGAACAAGAACUCGCGAAAGGUUGCACCCGUCGUCUCACAGCCAAUCGCACCCGGCGCUCGCUGCAGAUCGUGUCACCCACAGGACCUCUUGAGGUAUGCCGGGCCAGAACGGCUGAAUAACGUUUCCACGACGACAGAUUUGGGGGCGCAGACACGACUGCGUGGUGCUGCCCGACUUGCGAGCGAGUUCCCGAAGGUUGUUGGCCCAGUUACGGACGGGAUUCGUAAAAUUUCGAUUGAAAGCUUCUUUCGUGACUGCAGGGAUUCAUCUUCUUGGUUCUUUCGGUAAGGUCAUCACGUAGAAGGGAAAUAAUAAAAUAGUAAAAAUAAAAUAUUAUAAAAUAAUUCUCACGACGUUUCGGCCACAACGCAAGCAGCCGU